ACAGACAACACCAUCUCUCUAGCAAUCUGCUUCUUCUCAUCGCCCUAAGAAGCUUCUGCACUGCUACGACGUCCGACUGCAAGAUGUGGAUGAGGAAGAAGAAGGUGGGGACGGCGAGGCCGGCUGCCCGGAGGAGGAUGCCGACGUCGCUCGGCGCGCUGUGGCGGCGCGUGGUCGGGCCGGCGCGCGUCCGCAAGACCAGGACCACCACCAAGACCAAGAAGAGCAAGACCAGGUCGCUCUCGCGCGCGCUGCAGGUGUUCUCCUGCGUCCGCGGCCAUCGCAAAGGGAGGACGGCGGCGCGCCGGUAUUGAUCGACGAGCGACGCGCGCGGCGUGUCCACGUCUGGCGCCCGCACGCCGUCCGGGCGUCCUCGACAGAGUCGCGGACAGCGGUUUGAGUCUUCUUUAGAGCUGCGCGAGACGAAUUGUGCGUGUUAACUUUGUAUCUCGUGUCUACGUACUGUACUUGUAAUUGUAUUCCCUAUGCUGUGAAAAGAAUAUUUCACUUUCUA
Messenger RNA from Lolium rigidum, 514 nucleotides. RefSeq lists its product as uncharacterized. The transcript has a single exon. The coding region runs from base 84 to 314 and encodes 76 amino acids. The record is from RefSeq and is a predicted model, not a curated record. Lineage: Eukaryota; Viridiplantae; Streptophyta; Magnoliopsida; Poales; Poaceae.